Rattus norvegicus (Norway rat) is the source of this 1559-nucleotide messenger RNA. RefSeq names its product peripherin 2 (gene Prph2). Gene Ontology annotation, biological process: response to light stimulus; visual perception. Gene Ontology annotation, cellular component: membrane; photoreceptor inner segment; photoreceptor outer segment. The coding region runs from base 122 to 1162 and encodes 346 amino acids. The record is from RefSeq and is marked provisional. The transcript is spliced from 3 exons. Lineage: Eukaryota; Metazoa; Chordata; Mammalia; Rodentia; Muridae. Gene Ontology annotation, molecular function: protein homodimerization activity.
ACUCCCUGCAGCUUGGGCCCAUGGUGCUCUUCCCAAGACCCUGAGUGGUCCAGCCCCUAAGCUCAUUCGGGCUUGGAGUGGAAGCUGAACUAGGGGAGGCUGCUGAACCCCCUCGGUAAGCAUGGCGCUGCUCAAAGUCAAGUUUGACCAGAAGAAGCGGGUCAAGUUGGCCCAGGGGCUAUGGCUUAUGAACUGGCUAUCCGUGUUGGCCGGCAUCGUCCUCUUCAGCCUGGGGCUGUUCCUGAAGAUUGAACUCCGCAAGAGGAGUGACGUGAUGGAUAACUCCGAGAGCCACUUUGUGCCCAACUCCCUGAUUGGGGUGGGGGUCCUGUCCUGUGUCUUCAACUCUCUGGCUGGGAAGAUCUGCUAUGACGCCCUGGACCCUGCCAAGUACGCCAAGUGGAAGCCCUGGCUGAAGCUGUACCUGGCCGUCUGCGUCUUCUUUAACGUCAUCCUCUUCCUGGUGGCGCUCUGCUGCUUUCUGCUGCGAGGCUCCCUGGAGAGCACCCUGGCGUACGGGCUCAAGAACGGGAUGAAGUACUAUCGGGACACGGACACGCCAGGCCGGUGCUUCAUGAAAAAGACCAUCGACAUGCUCCAGAUCGAGUUCAAGUGCUGUGGGAACAACGGCUUCCGGGACUGGUUCGAGAUUCAGUGGAUCAGCAAUCGCUAUCUGGACUUUUCCUCCAAGGAGGUCAAAGACCGCAUCAAGAGUAAUGUGGAUGGGAGGUACCUGGUGGACGGCGUCCCCUUCAGCUGCUGCAACCCCAGCUCCCCGCGGCCCUGUAUUCAGUACCAGCUCACCAACAACUCUGCGCACUACAGCUAUGACCACCAGACCGAGGAGCUCAACCUCUGGCUGCGGGGUUGCAGGGCUGCCCUGCUGAAUUACUACAGCAGCCUCAUGAACUCCAUGGGCGUUGUCACGCUUCUCAUCUGGCUCUUUGAGGUGAGCAUCACUGCCGGACUCCGCUUCCUCCACACAGCGCUGGAGAGCGUGUCCAACCCGGAGGACCCUGAGUGUGAGAGCGAGGGCUGGUUGCUGGAGAAUAGCGUGUCCGAGACCUGGAAGGCCUUUCUGGAGAGCUUUAAAAAACUGGGCAAGAGCAAUCAGGUGGAGGCUGAAGCUGCAGACGCAGGCCAGGCCCCAGAGGCUGGCUGACGGCCUGGGGCGUCUCCCUUCCUCACCACUUAGUGGACUCCAGGGAAUGUGGAUACCCCUUGUCCAGCUGAAGGUCCAAAUUUCCCAAGAAAGCUGGUCACCUACUGACUCUCCUUGACGUGGGCCUUGAAGUUCAGAGUCCUUAGGGCACACUAUGCUACAAACAUCGGUGAAAUGGCUGCCUGCAAAUGUGAGUGACUGAACACACUCCCAGUGGAUGCCUGUCUCACAGGACUGGCUAGUCCAGGGCUCUGACCAAGUGUGAGCCCAGUUCUCCCAUAGGUGACUGGCCACACCAAGGGCCUCCCCCUCCUUAGUAGUUAGUGUCUGCCUCUUUUAAGCUCUAAGUUUCUGCAUCCCAACCAUUAUUUGACACAUAAAAUCAAGGUGAAAAAAC